Molecule: messenger RNA, 1319 nt
Organism: Heterobilharzia americana
Lineage: Eukaryota; Metazoa; Platyhelminthes; Trematoda; Strigeidida; Schistosomatidae
Source: the annotation of a GenBank genome assembly
UUCACAUCUGAAAAAUGAUACAUCGUUUGAACGCAAAUUCCAUUUUCAAAUGUUUAAUGUGGAUCGUGUUGGUUCUCAUCGGUGUGACAACAAUCAAAACACUCAACGACCGUUAUUCCAGUAUGCUACAGUUUCAUAGAUGUGACAAUAUGGAUAAGAACUUGACGAAACCAGUGUUGGAUCAUGAACAUCCUCGAAAUGCUUCAAUAAUAUUUAUUGGUGGACAUCAGAGUACAGGUACCGGACUGACGCGAAUACUUUUGGAUGUUCAUCCAAUGGUACGAUGCGGUCCUGAACCGAUCAUAACAUGGGAAGUUAUGAACUUCAGAAAAUCAGUGGGGCCUUACCGAAACAAAUUGGUGGCAUCUGGAGUUGAUUCACAUGUCAUAGAUGAAGCCACAGCUGCAUUCAUUGUUUCAGUGAUUGAGAAUAUGGGUCCACCUGCGAAACGAUUGUGUCACAAACAACCUGGAAUCUACUAUCAUCUUCAUGAUUUAGGUGAUCUAUUUCCUCAAGCAAAAUUUAUUCACAUGAUUCGAGAUGGCAGAGCAGCAGUGCUGUCAACCGUUGCUCGGAAAAUUGACAGUCAAUUCUCAGGCGACAAUCCAGUUUCAGCUAUCAAAUUAUGGCAUAACAUAACAAAGCAAAUGAUCGAUGAUUGUAAUUACAUUGGGAAAAAACGCUGUUUAACAGUCCGAUAUGAAUGUCUUGUAUUGUAUCCCGAAUUACAAUUGAGGCGAAUUCUAAAAUUUCUUGAUCUGCCUUGGGAUCCUGUAUUGUUGAAGCAUGAAAACGUUGUUCAUAACAUUUCCAAACUCAACUUUCAAGAGGCCAGUACAUCACAGUUUAUCAAGCCUAUACACAUAGAAUCGUUAAAUUCAUGGACAAAGAAUAGUUCAAUCUUUCCACAAAUAUUUCUUCGGAAGUUUCAUGAGUACACAAAUUUAUUGAACGAAACUGGAUAUCUAACAGAUCACAUACCUCCAAACUACAAGGAACUAUGUAGAACCGCCCAUAUUCAUGAAUAAAAUGCUUCUAAACAUGAAUAUUUCCCAUUCCCUAUGUAUCGUUUUUCAGUGAUUUUGAGAUUUAUUGAAAAUAUCUGUGUACAGUGGAGUAUAUAAAGUUGACAUUUGAACUUGCUCGGAAAAUGACAUUCUCCUUUGUUCUGAUACUCCAAGUUCGUAUACCUGAAGACUCCUAGCAUGGACUGUCCGAUAGAAUAAUCUUGAUAUAAACUGAGAAUAUUGAAGUUGAGAGCGAAGGAAGAUGUGUGUGUGUGUGUGUACAUAGCUGGACGUGAAAAUGUGUAAAACAAU